GUCGAAGUGCCAAGUUGAAAUCCCUCCUCAAAUUUUGAAAGUUCUCUCGUCCAGUGUGGAGUCGGGUUUCCGCGCUUGUAAUCGAUCUACGAGUAAAAACACAAAAAGGCGCUUCAAUAAUUUAGCAGUGCGCCUGGAGGAUCUACUGAGAAAAAAAACGACGUGUCCACAGAGAUGAUAAUCCUCGGCGCUGGACUGAGAAAAGUUUGAAACGUGAAGAUCGUAGAGGAGGAGGAGGAGGAGUAGAAAAAGAAAGUCGAGUGAACUUCGGUCGAGAGGGAGACGAAAAGAGAGAGAGAGAGCAGAAAUGGAUGCCUUCAGCACAAAGAACUUGGCGCUUCAGGCCCAAAAGAAGCUUAUGAGCAAGAUGGCCAACAAGACAGUGGCUAACAUGUUCAUUGAUGACACAAGCAGUGAGGUGCUGGAUGAGCUGUACCGCGUCACCAAGGAGUACACUCGCAAUCGCAAAGAGGCGCAGAAGAUCAUCAAGAACCUCAUCAAGGUUGUGGUCAAGCUGGGCGUGCUCUACCGCAACAACCAGUUUAACGCUGAUGAGCUUGCUCUGGUGGAGCGCUUUCGCAAGAAGGUCCACACACUGGCCAUGACGGCCGUCAGCUUCUACCAGAUUGAGUUCACCUUUGAGCGCCGUGUCAUGUCUGCAAUCCUCAACGAGUGUCGGGAGCUGCUGCACCAGGCCACUCACCGGCACUUGACCGCCAAGUCCCACUCUCGCAUCAACCAUGUCUUCAACCAUUUUGCAGACUGUGAAUUCCUGGCUGCCCUUUACAGCCCUUCCGAUCUUUAUCGUGUCCACUUACAAAAGAUCUGUGAUGGCGUCAACAAGAUGCUGGAUGAGGGCAAUCUUUGACUGCCAGCCCACUGCCCAUGACACACCUUGGCAGAAUGAACAAGUCACUGAGAGGUGCUGGCAAGUUGCAUUUGUCAUUGGCACUAGCUGAUUGGUCACGCAGUUCUGAGGACAGCGGCUCUCAAAUUACCAUAAGCAUAUGCAGGGGAACGUGAUUGGCAUAGAGACACAAUUUGGGGUGGGUGGGGGUUAUUUGAGCUGGCACUGACACAUAGUGAAGGUCUCGGGCAUGUUGGGUGGCACUGACAUGCUGAAGGCCUUAUGCAUCUGGACUGUCACUUAAACUUUGUGGAAUUGAAGCACUUGGGUUGGCACAGAGAAAUUUGGAGGCAUGAUGAGGCACUUGGGUGGAAUGUCAUAACCAUGAAGGAUAGGGGGUUGAUACAUGUACAAAAUGGGUUCUGUGGCACUUUUGUUGGUAAAAAUACAAGGGAGAAAUAGACUGGCACACAUAUCAGAACUCCAAAGGCACCCAUUUACUUGGAAUGGCAUCAAUCACUGAGCUGAUCUGACAAUGGAAGGCAGCCUGAAUUUGUUGAGUUUCUUCCUGCUUUUUAUUGUUUUUGAAAUGAUUCUUGAUUAUUUGGCAAACGCCUUGUAUUGUAUAAUUUCAAAAUAUGUUACAAAUUAUUUAAAUGUAUGUUAUUUCAAUCACAGACAUGUUUUAGUGAUUUGUUUUAUCAUGAAUGGGCCAGUUGUGGUUUAUAGAGUCACACACAGCCUUCUAGGGUAUCCAGAGUUGCUGGACUUUCACUCAAGUCAAAAACUGCCUUCUUGCUUGGAUUAUCCAGCACUUACCUGAUUUUCCUAACAUGGCAGAAGGCCAUUUCAAAGAAAGUCUUAUUAGGAGGGAUAGCUGGUGGAGGACAGAAGGAGGCCUCCUGCCAUCUCAUCUCCGACUCUGUGGCUCAAGCGGUUUUGCUUGCCUCAAGUUGUGUUUCCUAAUCCACGUGCUAUGUUUCAAAAUGCUAUACCAGCCUUCUGGCUGAUGCCCUGAACAUCUGCAAUAGAUGGUGGUGUUGGCAGUAAUUGGUAGAUCGGUCACAUCUGAUCAGAGGCCAGGUAACCCCAUGCCAUCUUUGAGCUGCAGCUACACUUUGGAGGGGGGAGACAGGAUCACCCCCAGCCCAGUGGAUGCAGUGCUUGGCACUUUAGGAUGCUCCAUUAUACAGUUCACCACUGCUUUUCUAUGCUUGUGUACAGUGCCACCCCUGGUGUCACUUGCUGUUGGGGAUGGCUUUUCUAUGAAGUUUUAAUAUGGUGUAUAUACUGUAUCUCUUUAUAAAUGAUUAGUAUUUUUGUUGUGUCAAAUUGUUAAAUUCUUUGAAGAAGGACACAUCUCUACGUUCUGCAUUUAUAAAUACAUGUCUGAGGCGCUAAGCCUGAUUUUAUCUGUUUUCAUGGGGCAUUUUAUGUCUUGAAAGUCACAAAGUUUUGACUGGUAGGCUAUGUAUGGAGUGCCUUUGUUUGCUAUAUGCUCUCACUUGAGACCUGAGAAUUUUCUAUUUAUAUGGUAUAAAAAAGACGCAAAGGUCUUGUUUUGAUCCCCACUUUUUCAGUUACAGGGUCACUUGGUGUCUGACCCUAAUUGGAAGUGGCUGGAAGCAAUACGGGAUGUCACAACAGUCUAAUAAAAGACACACUCGGGCCAAAGUAAAAGUGGCACCUAACCUGACGUGCUUGUCUUGGAGAUGUUGGAGGAAAUCGUAGAAACUGCAAAUGGGCUGGGAGUUGGAGCAAAGUCCUUGGAGCUGUGACUUUGCCCCAAGGACUUUGCUUUAACAAUACUGUGCCAACCUCCACGUAUUCAUUAAUGGGAGUGUUUUGAAAACUUGCAUAUUCUAUUAUGAGGGAGCCAAAACUUUGAUAGAUAUCAGAUUGAUAGAUAGAUAAUAUUUUAUUUGUCCCCAAGGUAUCCUGGUAUAAACUAACACCAGCUGGGAGCCCAGUGCCUCUCACUCACACAUUCCUGUUUAACGUGCUAAUGGGAUGUGGGAAGAAAUUGGAGUUUGUGAGAAAAACCACACAAUCUUGGUGAAAAACUGCAGAUUCCGUGUCAAAAGUCAUUAGGAUGGGCACUGAAACACGGUCACUGUGUGCCACUCUGUUGACCAUCGUGCCACACUGCUGAAUCCACUUUGAAUUUGCCAGGCAAAUUUGUCAAUUGAAUACAACAGAGUAGCCUGGGAGUAAUAACUGGGUAUACUGUAAUCUACAGUGACCUGGUACUGGGGUAAUAAGUAGGGAAAUCAGUUUAAAGUCACUAUUAGGUAAAAACAGUAUAUUCACAAAAUAAUACAAUAUGCCCAUGGACUCCAGUCAUAUUGUAAUACACAGAUCUGACUAAUAAUGACACGUUUACUGGAUUGAGAUUAUCCUCUGCUGGCCGUGUUUGGUGCACCGUUAAUACUAAAUACCAGCGCAUUACCUACAGCUCUUUCCACAGUCCGCACCAUCCCGAUGUACUUUACAUCAAUUUCUCCGGUUGUACUGGUGUAUGGAAGUUUAGAAUAGGUAGAUACAACUUUAUUUGUGGCAGAAUACAAUUCAAUCCACCGCGUUAACUAAAGUAAAAUGUAGUGCGUUUCUUCUCGGCCUCCAGAGCCGUCAAGCCAUUAUGCGAAGUGGGCGGCCGCCUAAGGACGUUGUCAUCCGGGCAUCGCGGGGCGGAGUUUAUGAAAACGCAAGGGGCGUCCGCUCCGGACUUUUCCGCAGUAUCGACACCGAGGAUUGCUGACUUCGGUAACUGAAGGGGCGAGCACCCUGGACACCGCAAAGCACCUCCACUAUCUAACCUCCAGAAAUAUAACAAGAAUACGAAAUGAAAGCCUUGGACACCGAGGAGCGCAGUUUGUGUAACUCAAGGGGCGUGCGCUCCAGACACCGCCUAGGGCAUCAUAUGGACAUUGAUCGGCACUGUCGACACGGUUUUAUAAUUAAAAACACAUCAACCCAUUGAUCGAUUACUUUUCACUACGCCAGACAAUUUUCGUGUCAGUUUAAAAUGCAAUACAAAAGCGUAUGGCAUGUUCAUGUAUGCCCAUAAAUCGUGUGCCGUGACUAAAAGCAACGCAAACAUGCCACAUACAGCUCGAGUGUAUUUAUUAUAUUUCGAUUCGAAGCUAUACUUUUUCGUGCCAGAGCUAAAUAUAAUCAAAUGACUAAUUAGCGUCAAAGGCGGUGUUAGAGGCGUUCUCAACAGUGUGUUAGACCAGCGAUAAAGACGGCGAAAGGGGAGUUGAUAAGGCAGGGGAUCCGCCGUCUCAUCAAACGGGUGGAAGCUGGCAAUGUAAAGGCAAAAAUAUAUAAUACCUGUUUUUCAUAGAGGGGUUGAAUAAAAAUGCUAACAAACCAAGCAAACUAAUGUUUCCCCUCGAAAAUGUAUCUGCAUGACUUAUAUUAGCAAUUAUAAAAAGAAAACAACUUUUGACAACUUAACAUGAGGGUAAACUUUUUUUUUUUACCUAAAACACACUUCUUGCUGUUUCGGUCUCCCUCUCACCCCUCUCACCUCGACUGAUGACACCCCCCGCCCCAACCUUUAACGUUGAUUAGUCGUUUGAUGACAUUUGACGCGGUUAUAGCGCAGCGGUCUCGAAUCGAAAUGCAGUAAGCUCUGCGAAAUGUAACGCGUUUACUUCGCUUUUUAGUUACCACACGCGAUCUAUGGCCAUGAAUGAAAAUGCAAUACGCGAUUGUAUUGCAUUGUACACUGACACGAAAAUUGAAUGGCGCAGUGAAAAAUCAAUUAACCGUUUGGUUGAUAUGUUUUUAAUUUAUGA
Messenger RNA from Polypterus senegalus (gray bichir), 4650 nucleotides. RefSeq names its product tumor necrosis factor, alpha-induced protein 8-like 1 (gene tnfaip8l1). The record is from RefSeq and is a predicted model, not a curated record. Gene Ontology annotation, biological process: regulation of apoptotic process. Gene Ontology annotation, cellular component: cytoplasm. Bases 308 to 868 code for a protein of 186 amino acids. The transcript has 2 exons. NCBI's taxonomy places the organism in Eukaryota, Metazoa, Chordata, Cladistia, Polypteriformes, Polypteridae.